This is a messenger RNA of Coccomyxa subellipsoidea C-169, 522 nucleotides long. RefSeq lists its product as hypothetical. Gene Ontology annotation, biological process: cellular response to ionizing radiation; mitotic intra-S DNA damage checkpoint signaling; DNA repair. NCBI's taxonomy places the organism in Eukaryota, Viridiplantae, Chlorophyta, Trebouxiophyceae, Coccomyxaceae. The record is from RefSeq and is a predicted model, not a curated record. The annotation marks the transcript as partial. Gene Ontology annotation, cellular component: checkpoint clamp complex. The transcript is spliced from 4 exons.
AUGGAUUCUGAAAUACUCCAGACCAGCGUAGACAAGGACACAUUCCCCACCUGUGUCAACGCUGCUGCAAAUGAGCUGAACAAGUUGCUCUCAAGCUUCCAGUACAAUUUGGAGGAGAUCACAAUCAUUGCAAUGCCAGAGGACUUGGAGGAUGGGGCACAAGGGAAGCAGGGGAAAGCAGUGCAGCUGCACAGCUUUGUUGAUCCUGCCAAAGGGCAUGCUGACAGAGCGCUGCACACCCAGCUAUCUGUGGACACACAUGAGGUCUUUCUGGACUAUCAGCAUAAUUCUCUUGAAGCCAGCGAUGUCACCUUCAACCUGAAGGACUUCAAGGCCAUGCUGGUUCUGUGCGAGGGCCUGGGUGCAAACGAGGAGUAUGUGCGGGCCGAGCUGGUGCUGGCAACGCUGCUGGAGACAGCGCGGCUGGGCGACUCGGGCCCUGCCACAGUGGCGGCCAAGGCGCGCAGGCGCGUGGACACUCCCGGUGGCGGCCAGAUCCCCGGAGACACUCCCUGGCGGCCU